CCGUCCAUCUCAUCUCGCCACACCGCCGCCACAACCACCACCAGCAACACACACACAGCAGCCCAGCCAAUCUCGCCGGAGAAAGAAGAGUCGACGAUGUCGGGCCGCGGCAAGGGAGGGAAGGGGCUGGGCAAGGGAGGCGCCAAGCGCCACCGGAAGGUGCUGCGCGACAACAUCCAGGGCAUCACCAAGCCGGCCAUCCGCCGUCUGGCUCGCCGGGGCGGCGUGAAGCGCAUCUCGGGGCUCAUCUACGAGGAGACCCGCGGCGUGCUCAAGAUCUUCCUCGAGAACGUCAUCCGCGACGCCGUCACCUACACCGAGCACGCCCGCCGCAAGACCGUCACCGCCAUGGACGUCGUCUACGCCCUCAAGCGCCAGGGCCGCACCCUCUACGGAUUCGGCGGCUAGGUCACGCCGGUCCUGUCGAAUCCACCUCGCGCCGCCAGAUUCGUAGCUAGCUAGCCAUGGUUUGUUCAGUGUUCAUGGUCUUCGGUGUAAUGGAAUGGCCGCAUCUCGCUGCUGUCUGUUGUUUCGGUGUAUCGCUAGCGUGGAAUGGAAAUCUCAGCAUUUUAUCCCCGAAUU
Messenger RNA from Triticum dicoccoides, 582 nucleotides. Its product is annotated as histone H4. Gene Ontology annotation, molecular function: structural constituent of chromatin; protein heterodimerization activity; DNA binding. Gene Ontology annotation, cellular component: nucleosome. The record is from RefSeq and is a predicted model, not a curated record. The coding region runs from base 97 to 408 and encodes 103 amino acids. The transcript has a single exon. NCBI's taxonomy places the organism in Eukaryota, Viridiplantae, Streptophyta, Magnoliopsida, Poales, Poaceae.